Solea senegalensis (Senegalese sole) is the source of this 7510-nucleotide messenger RNA. RefSeq names its product probable ribonuclease ZC3H12C. Gene Ontology annotation, molecular function: metal ion binding; mRNA binding; RNA endonuclease activity. The coding region runs from base 385 to 3234 and encodes 949 amino acids. Gene Ontology annotation, cellular component: nucleus; cytoplasmic ribonucleoprotein granule. The record is from RefSeq and is a predicted model, not a curated record. The transcript is spliced from 8 exons. NCBI's taxonomy places the organism in Eukaryota, Metazoa, Chordata, Actinopteri, Pleuronectiformes, Soleidae.
GGCGCAAUAGGGAAGUUUUGAAGCGGCGCUUCCGGUGUAGCGGCAGUGUCGUCUUUCGUGGUUUUCAUGUUGAAUUCUAACAACGUUGGAAACAGACACUGGGUUUUUUUUACAGCGUCACAAGACCGGAAGUGCCCUCGUCGCUGUGUGCUGUGGCUUUGACGCAGCUCAGCUGUGUCACGCCGCAAAAAGCCAGGCCGGAUGUUUAGCGUCGUCGUCGCCAGUGUGUGAUGGGAACAUCCCGACGCUGCUUCUGCUCUCUGUCGGACACGAAGCGGCUCCGGCUCCAGCUCCGGCUCCGGCUCCGGCUCACAGUCACUGAUGAGUGGAGCUGCGUGAGAGGGCAGCAGUCGGCCCGCGGUGCUGGAUGUCUGUGACAGACCCAUGGGUCAGAAGGACCAUGAGGAGGCAGGAGCAGGACGCAUCCUCGACCUGGAGCUGGAUCUGGAGUAUCUCCACGUAGCUGGGGCUGACCGGCAGGCUGGCAGUGCUGACGGACCCCCUGCUAUGGAGGAGCAGGGGGAAAACUCCCCUCUCCCUGCUGUGGCGGAGGAAACCGCCGCCGUCUCUGAUGCCAUUUGUGAUCCGUCGUCGUCUUCCAGCUCCGCCCACACUGUGGACGGAGGAGAGGGAUUGUCCACUCACAGCAAGAUCACGCACCAGCCGCUCUGUCGAACCCAGUGUGUAGACUUGGGCACCGAGGGACCUCCUGAACCUCCUGAGCCUCCUGCUGAACUCUCGUCAGAGCCUGAGCGAGACUCAUCUUCUCAGUCUCCGCCCACUUCACCACGCAAGCACCCGCCCAGUCGUCCGCCCACUCCGGCUAAGGCAGAAGCGGGAGGGAAGGGGUACCAGGCGAAGCUGGAGUUUGCCCUGAAACUGGGCUACUCCGAGGACACGGUGCGGCUGGUGCUGUCCAAGCUGGGUCCAGACACGCUCAUCAACGACAUCCUGGGAGAGCUGGUCAAGCUGGGCACCAAGACGGACGGCGAGCAGCCGCCCGUGUCGCUGGCGUCCACCUCGUCCUCGUCCUCCUCCUCGUCCUCGUCGUGCGCCUGCUCCGAUGUGCUGGACGCUCAGAGGUCGGACUCGCCGUGUCUGUCGGACUCUCUGUGUGACCAGGACAACCUGCGGCCAGUCGUGGUGGACGGCAGUAACGUAGCCAUGAGUCAUGGCAACAAGGAAGUGUUUUCAUGCCAGGGCAUCCAGCUGGCUGUGGACUGGUUCUUAGAGCGCGGUCAUCAUGACAUCACAGUGUUUGUGCCUGCGUGGAGGAAGGAGCAGUCCCGCCCUGAUGCUCCGAUAACGGAUCAGGAAAUCCUGCGUCGCCUGGAGAAGGAGAAGAUCCUGGUGUUCACGCCGUCGCGCCGCGUCCAAGGCCGUCGCGUGGUCUGCUACGACGACCGCUUCAUCGUCAAGCUGGCGUACGAGUCAGACGGCAUCAUCGUGUCCAACGACAACUACAGGGACCUGGCCAACGAGAAGCCCGAGUGGAAGAAGUUCAUCGACGAGCGGCUGCUCAUGUACUCGUUUGUCAACGACAAAUUCAUGCCUCCUGAUGACCCUCUUGGUCGCCACGGCCCCAGUUUAGACAAUUUCCUGAGAAAAAGACCCGUCAUGCCCGAGCAGAAGAAGCAGCCUUGUCCAUACGGAAAAAAGUGCACUUACGGCCACAAGUGUAAGUAUUACCACCCAGAGAGAGGCGCUCAGCCUCAGCGCGCCGUGGCGGACGAGCUGCGAGCCAGCGCCAAAACCUGCGUCACCACAAAGAACCAGGGAGACGCUGGGCUGGUGAAGAGCCACAGCGUGCCCGCAGGAAGCAUUGACGCCAAAAAAGGCAGCGCCUCGAAGAGGCAGUCGGACCCCAGUAUCCGCGCUCUGUCGUACAGCGACGCGGAGGAGAAGCUGCUGCUGGCUAAAGGGAGGAUGGAAAGCCAAAAGAGCAGCAGCAGCAGCAGCAGUUCUAGUAGCAGUUGCAUGUCUCCAGCCCCAGGAGGCCCUCCGUCUGGCCUCAGCCUGCCCCACGAGCAGCAGUCCAGAGCUGCCACUCCUCACGGUCUCCUCCCUGCCUCCAGUCAUGACCUUUACCCUCACUGUGAGUCUCCAGACUUGAGCUACUACUCGGUAACGCGUGCCUACUCCGGCCUGAGCCUCUCCUCCAGACGGAGUCCUGACUGUCGCUUCCCCGGCGACGCAGACCUGCGGUUGGGCUCGCUGGGCUCAGCAGGCUCCGAGUGUGGCAGCGAAAGCAGCACGAGCUGCGGGAGCAGCUGUGACUCGUACAGCGAGAGGCCGUGUCCCGGGUGUCCUCCUGACGCUUUACUGGAAGACAGCGUCCACUUCUCCGCUCCUCAUGGUCGACUGUAUCCCCAUCACGCUCCGUCAAACCACGACCUGUGUGCUCUGCAGCCUCCCGAUUAUCCAAAUGUCCCGCACAGCCACGCGUCAAACCCCGGCGUGCACAGCUACCACAUGAGUGUGACCUGUGGGCAGAGCUGUGGUCACGAGCAGCCUCCUCCGCCUGACGCUCCACCAAAGCGCCCCCUCUACCCGCUACCGCCUCAUCUCCAGCAUCAGCCGCUGGCCGCUCGCUCCAGCUGCCCGGGCGACUACCACUCCCUCUCCCAGAGCAGCCCUCACCCUCCCGGCUCUCCCCUGGGCCGCUGCCUGGCCCCCACGCGAGCCGAGAGUGUGUCGGACUCACGUCUGUACGAACACCACGCCACGUCGCACCAUCACCACCGGCCUAAAGCUCUGCCCAGCUGGGACUCGUACUAUCGACAGCCACCGCUGCCGCCGUCCAGGUACGAGUACCAAAGUCUGCCAGACACGCGUCAGUCGUCCUGGCACGCCCCCCCCUGGACAGAGGAGGGCUACGCCCAGCGGCACCACUCCUCUCACCCUGCUCUCCACCCGUCCCCGACACAUUACCUGAACCACCCACCGCCUCCUGCUCACUCUCCUCAUCCCUCCAGCUCCCCUCUCCCUCCUUACCCGCCUCACAGCGGCCACCUCGCCGUCCCCUCCCACGCUCCUCCCUCCUACAUGCUGCAGCACUCAGAGUCGCCCGCGCACGGCCGCUACGGCGACGUGAGGGAGAAAGCGUACAUCAACCUGUGCAACAUCUUUCCCUCGGAGCUGGUGAGUCGAGUGAUGGCCAGAAGUCCCCACAUCACUGACCCCCAGCAGCUGGCGGCCGCCAUCCUGGCAGAGAAAGCUCAGUCAGGAUACUGAAGACGGGAGGAGAGGGGAGAACACAUGGAAGCAUGCCGGGCGUGCAUGGAGGAACACAGGAAUGCUUUUGGAUCGUUUUUCUCACCAUGAAGUUGAGGUCUAAUAAGAUACUGACGGUAGUUAGUUUGUAAACUGCCCACACCAAAGUCCAUAGAGAAAAUCAGUGAUUUUAGCUCAUGGUGACACAGGAGCUGCUGGUCUGCUGCUGCCUCGUGUGGUCCCUUUGUGUCACUGAGAAUCUGAAUGAAAGAUUUUAAACACAGAAUUUAACAAUAUGACACAUUAGAACUUAGUGAUGGAGGCAGCGGUGGAUCAGCAGCUCCUGUGUGCUGUCAUGUGAUGAAAUGACUGGUUCUCCGUGAGGUUUGGUGCAGGAGAGUUUUGUCCCUGCGUCGUGGUCUCAGGCUGUUUGCUGGCAAAUCCAGAGUCAGUCCUUCAUACAACCACACGUAAGAGCGUAAGAAAGCACCAAUUUUAAUGUCGAGCAUCAUUUUUUAAGGAUUUUGUUAUGCUUCAAAAUAUUAAGGCACUUUUUUGUUUUUUUGUUGUUUUUUGUUUACUGACUGAUGGAUUAUUUACUACAUUCAGAUUAUUUGGGGCAGUGUGCAAACACUUGUUUGUACUGUACUCAAACUCUCAGACAUUUUAAUCGCAUGUGUUUUGGCACCAGAUGGAGAUUUUCUACUUCAUUACUGUAAAAAAAAGGGUAAUGUAUUCAAAUUGAAUUAAUUUAACUUGUGUAUUUCUUAAUUUAAAGGUGUAAUAUGCAAUAACUGAGAGCCAAUCUUUUGUUACCAAAGGAUGAGCUUUCUCUGGCAGUAAAUCCACACAGACGACGCCUUCUGCUGGACACCUAGGACAACGUCCUGUCCUCUUGCUUUCACUAGCAUGACUCAGCUAAUCGCGAUAUAUAUACGUGGUCGAUGUGACACUUUUGAACGCAGCAGGUUUUUAGUGACUGGAAUUGCUAACGACGGCUAGCCCGAGACACGUUUUGUAUUUCUGACUUCACUAAUGGAACUCGUGGGCCGACGUCACUCCCAGUUCCAACUUUUUACAAAUUAAAAAAAAUUCAAAAGCAGCAUCAGCCAGCCAGACUAUUUCCCAUAUGUGUUGAGUUACAAAUUUUAGUAUUUAUUCAAGUCGCCCGGUUGCCCGUCUUAGUCAGACAUCUUAUGGCUCAGUCUGUCAUCUACUGUGCAUUUAUAUCGACUAAUGUGAGGCUGAAUGUUGCAUAUUGUACCUUUAAUUGGUGGUAAAUUCCCAUCUGGUCAUCUCCUGUUUCAAACUGCUGUGUGUGUGUGUGUGUGUGUUGUGUUGGGGUGAAAGACGGUGGUCCUGGUGGUGACCCUGUCGUGUGUACCUUAGUUUUAGUAAGGGACAUCUCUCUCUCUCUGGCCCUUUAUUCUGGGUCAGCUCUGGUUUCUGCCACAGACGGCACUCAUCUUCCUCCUCCUCCUCCUCCUUGUCGAACCAAACACGUACAUAAUGUGCUGCUGUAAAUAUAUUUAACAUAAACUCCCUGCUGACUCUGGUCUCGGCUGAAUCGGCGUCAGACAGAGAAAAAACCUUGUUUGAUACAAAUUGUAUCAUGAACUAAAGUCGCUGAUGUUCUACACAGUGUCACACACACACACACACACACUCAUGUGUUGCAGUGCUUCGCUUAACACGCGUCCCAACCUUUGACCUCAUGGGAAAUUUUAGCUUUUACUUCAAAUGUGUGACGAAACAUUAAGGAGUUCCUUCCGCCUACUUUGUUUAGGUGACUAGACUUCUUCAUGAAGCUGGCUUUUACGAAACUACGGAGUCCAGGAGGGGAAAAAUAUAAUUUUUACUACAAAAAGUAAAGCAGACAAUUAGCUACAACCUCUGUGCAGGGACUGUCUACAAAUUCCUAUUCACCUCGUCACCUAUUUUGGCCAAAAACAUACCUUUUUCUUUUGGCGAUUUUUAUUCAGAAUAUUUCUUAAUAUCUUCACCAUAAUACACUGUGGUCAGUAUAUAAUCACUAUAAACUUUAUUUAUCGCCCAUAGAUUAUACUAAAAACACCAAUUUGGUGUAACAAAAAGACUAAUUGAUUAUAAAAAUUCCCAGAAAUGUAAUUUUUUUCCCCCAGAUUUUUUAUGUAUUAUCUAUAGGGGUUAAGUGAAGUCUGUAUUGAUUUUAUAGACACUAUACUGUAAUAUAGUGAAGAUAUUACCUAAUAUUUUGAGUAAAAUUUGUUUAAAAAUGUUUUUUUCCCUAAAUGGUUGUUUAAUUUUAAUCUACAGAAGAUAAGAAAAAAAACAAAAUUGAUUUUAUAGACACUAUACUGCAAUAUUUUCAGUAAAAUUUCCCAGAAACUAUAAAAAAAAGUAUGUUUUUUUCCGCCCCUUAAUAGAUGUUGUAUUAUAAUCUACAUGAGACUUCAUUUGGUUUUUAGACACUACACUGGAUUAUGGUAAAGAUAUUGAAGAUUUGAUUUCUUGGGGUUGCAAUUUGUGGACGGUCCCUUCACGCUCGGCUCGUUUAGUAGCUUAUUGUUCAAAUAAUGUAAUAAACAGACGUCACCUCCUGUGUUCUGUAAAAGAAAAACUGCCCAUUUUAGAAUGACAGUGAAUUAGUCUAAUUAUUACUUUUAUUUUUAUUUAUUUUUUCGUUCUUGCAGUGUUUGAAGAUAAAGAACCAACCUGAGACGCUCACAAACUACACUGCCAUCAUUUCUGACGACAUUCAACACCAUGACUUUGUUUCUUGGCAUCGAGACAACACAGUAUAUGGCAUUUGUGUCAUUUUAUUGACAGUGUACGAUACUAUUUUGGGACUUUUUGACCACGUAACAAACGUUUUUGACAUUUUGACCACAUAUUUGGUCCACAUGAUAUACUGAGGCUUUUGUGUCAUUUUUUUGAUACUUUAUUCAAUUUUUUGUAAUAUUUUCACAAGAAGAAAACGCUUUGACAACCGUGACCUUUUUUUUUGACAUUUUGAUGACGUAAAUUUUUGAUGAAACUCUACUUCAUUUGUUAAACACAUUAUAAUAUGAAGUUUUUUUUGAUGAUGUAGUAUACUUAGUAUACUUUUGUGUCAUUUUAUUGACACAUUUUAUAAACACACAUUAUAUGUAGUUUUAUUCCCAUUUGUGACAAUAUCUACUCUGACUUUUGUGACAUUUUACUGACACUUUACUAUCCAAAACACGACUGUUUUGUUUCUGACGACAUGCUGUACUCGUCCGUAUCUCAGGCUGGUUCUCUGUGACAACCACACUUCAAAAUGCCCGUGAACGUCUUUAUUCUACCCCGUUAUAUUAAUAACAUUGAGCUGAUUUUUAUUUGUAAAUGACAUAGUGAGUGGACAGACCCCCACAUGCCAUGCUAAUAAGCAUUUUGAAUCUAUUUAACUUGAAAUGAUUCAGUCAGUAAAGACUGAAUAUUGUUGAGUUUCAGCAGUGAGCUCACAUUACUGUUGCAUCACCAGCUACAUGAAGCCCACUGGACUCUUUCCUGUCCAAUGCGUCACUUUGUACAAAUAUACAAACGCGUAUGCGAGCGCGUGUUGCGUUGUUGACAUGAGAGAACCUUAGUGUGUACUGAAGAAGCGCCUUCUCUCCGGCCUCCUGACACCGUGUGUCAGCCGGGCGUCCGAGCGUGGGCCUAAAGUAAUGCCUCUUGGUGGCAUUGUGCUUAUGACACAUCCAAUACUCUGAACUAUGUUCAGCUAACUGUUAUGCAUGUUUUACAUUUGUUUUAAUGUGUGAUAUUUUAGUUUUGAUUUGUGUACCAAGCUGCUUUCUGUCCUGGACACAACCUGAUGCUUUUAGGUGUAGCAGUUUUCGUUUAAUUUAAUUCACGUGUUAGUUAGUGUUUGUCUCAGUAAGGCACUCUCCUGUCACACACUUACUUUCUUUAAAGCAAGGCUUUACAUUGACUCCAAAAGACCAGAAAGCAUGACUUUGAACGUGUACGUGUGAACAUGACCACGUUCAUAUUUUUGAAUUUUGUUUGCUUUGACAAUUGACCGUAGAUAGUAUUGAAACCAUUGUAAUGAACUGAUGUGGUGUAGCUAUUACUGUACGUGUAUUUAUGUAAUAUAUAUAUAUAUAUACACACUAUGGUACAGAGACUUCUGUUUAAAUAUGAUGUUUACAUUUUGUAAUGGUGUAACUGAUGAUUGUAAACAACUCUCAAUUAUAACUGUACAUUGUGAUUAAAAAGAUGCAGUCGAAGCUUCGAAAAAGUCCUUUUGUCAAAGUCCAAAUGUAUUUCACAAUAAAAGCGUUUGCUCAACAUA